This is a messenger RNA of Prunus avium (sweet cherry), 2280 nucleotides long. The record is from RefSeq and is a predicted model, not a curated record. NCBI's taxonomy places the organism in Eukaryota, Viridiplantae, Streptophyta, Magnoliopsida, Rosales, Rosaceae.
AGAUAUGCAUUUAAGUACAGUGAAAGGAUUUGUUGGUUGUUGCAAAGUUAGGUGUCCUUAGAAAUAUCUAACGGAGAUAAAUUGGACCACAUCCUUGCACAGAAGGGAGAAGAAAGGUGAGGCCCAUUGAGUUCACAAAAACUGAAAAAGACAAACCAGUCUUAAUAUUAAUUUAUUGAGCAAAAGUCCCAAGUGUGCGCGUCAGAAACCAAAGGAAGCUGAAAACUGGAAGUAAUUAUUGGAAGUUCCUCCCCCCUCUUAAACUUCAUCACAUUCACAACUGCAACCAACAACUUAGUCUUUGAUCUGAGUAUGGCUCCUAUGGCCAACCAACAAGGACAUUCUUCUUCUUCUUCUUCUUCUUCUUUCACUCAUGAUCCAUGUACAUAUGAUGUGUUUUUGAGUUUUAGAGGUAAGGAUACACGCACCAAUUUUACAGAUCAUUUGUACAAGGCCUUGUCCGAUAAGGGGAUCUACACCUUCAUUGAUCGUGAGCUUAUAGGAGGACAGAAAAUCUCACCAGCCCUUCUCGAAGCAAUUGAAGAGUCACGGAUUUCUCUCAUUGUAUUCUCUGAAAACUAUGCAUCCUCACGCUGGUGCUUGGACGAACUCGUUGAGAUCCUUCGAUGCAAAAACUCAACGAAACAAAUAGUUUGGCCCAUUUUUUACAAAGUGAAUCCGUCGCAUGUACGGAACCAAACAAAUAGUUUCGGUGAUGCAUUUGCUGACAUGAACUGCAGAUUUAAGGAUAAUACGGAGAAGGUGCUAGGGUGGAGGAGCGCUCUUAGAGAAGCAGCAAGUUUGAAAGGAUAUACUUGCAAGGCGGGAGAGUCUGAAGCUACAUUUAUCAACCACAUCGUUGAAGAGAUUGUAGUCCUAGUGCUGAACCGCACAUAUUUGAAUGUGGCGAAGUACCCAGUUGGAAUUCACUCUUGUGUAAGAGCUGUGGAAAUGCUUUUAUGUGCUGGUGGGAAUGGUCGCCACAUAGUUGGGAUAUGGGGGACAUCUGGAAUAGGCAAGACAACAAUUGCGAAAGCUGUUUAUAAUGCAAUUGCUCAUAAGUUCGAAUGGUGUUGUUUCUUGGGAGAUGUUAGAGAAAAUUCAAUGCAACAUGGAGGCUUAAUCCAACUACAGGAGACUCUUCUUCAAGAGAUUCUAGGUGGCAAAAAGUUGAAAAUUGUUAGUGCUGAUAAAGGUAUCUCUAUUAUACAUAAAUUGCUGAGGCAUAAAAGGAUUCUCUUAAUUCUUGAUGAUGUGAAUCAAUUGGAGCAAUUAGACAACUUGGCUGGAGUUGGUUGGUUCGGUGAGGGUAGUAGAGUCAUCAUAACUACACAAGAUAGCGGAUUGCUAAAAUGUUAUGGAAUUGAGUUGAUAUACGAGGUCCAUAAGUUAUAUGACAACCAAGCUCUUGAGCUUUUCAGUUUGAAUGCCUUUGGAAGAAAUGAACCUCCAAAUGAUUAUUUGGAACUCACAAAACGAGCAAUAGCCUAUGCUCAAGGCCUUCCACUAGCUAUAACACUUUUAGGUUCCCAUCUUCGUAAUAAAGGUAUACAUCGUUGGCAAGCUAUAUUAGAUGGUUAUGAAGGAGAACCUUAUACAGGUAUACAGCAAAUACUGCGAAAAAGUUAUGAUGCAUUAGAUAAUUCAGUGCAACAAGUUUUUCUAGACAUGGCGUGUUUCUUCAAGGGUGAAGAUAAGGACUAUGUGAUGCAAAUACUAAGUUCUAAGCACAAGGCUUCCCAAGAUUGUAUUGAAGUCCUGGUUGAGAAGGCAAUGAUAACUAUUCAAUAUAAUAGGAUUUUGAUGCAUGACUUGCUAGAAAAAUUGGGUAAGGAUAUAGUUCACGAAGAGUGUCCCAUUGAGCCUGGCAAGCGUAGUAGAUUGUGGUUUCAUGGGGAUGUCUACCGUGUUCUAACAGAAAAUAGCGGAACAAAAAAAAUUAAAGGCAUCAUGGUGAAGUUUCCCAAGCCAGAUGAGAUACCCUUGAAUGCAAAAAGCUUCUUCGGGAUGGUAAAUCUUGAAAUUUUCAUAAACUGUAAUGCAAUUCUAUCUGGAUAUGUUGAAUAUCUACCCAACGAGUUGAGGUUCAUUGAUUGGGGUAGAUGCCAGUUACAAUUAUUGCCAUCCAAUUUUCAUGCAAGGCAUCUUGUUGUGUUCAAUAUGCCUUGCAGUGAUAUCAGACAAUUGGAGGGAUUUAAGAAUUUCCCAAAGUUGACAUCUAUAAAUUUAAGUGGUUGUCAAUUCUUAGAAAAAAUGGUUGACUUAUCUGGAAUCCCAAAU